Molecule: messenger RNA, 303 nt
Organism: Rangifer tarandus platyrhynchus (Svalbard reindeer)
Lineage: Eukaryota; Metazoa; Chordata; Mammalia; Artiodactyla; Cervidae
Source: the annotation of a GenBank genome assembly
AUGGUCUCAAAGCUCCCUUUCACUUCUGGAAUUUUAGGAUUCGGUGAGUUCUGUUUUUGUAGCUUUGCCGCCCAUUUGAAAAUGAUACCCUUUCCAUUUCAAUCCACCAGAGGGCGAUAUGACCCAUGUUUUGGCCCUGCAACCCCUCCUCCCACCCCCGCUUCCCCCUCCUCCAGUGCAAGAGACCUGAUCACGAAGAUCCAGUGCCUGCCUUUCGUGGAAGAUCAAUGGAAAAAGACACUAUAUAAGUUGUUUGUUAGACCUACAGUUGACAAGGUAUCUUCAUAUCUAUUGCUCUUUUGA